CGCUGCCCCGCCGCGCGGCUUUGCCUGCGCCGCCCCGCCAUGGAGCAGGGGCCGGCGGGGGGGCCCGCUGCCGCCACCACCGCUGCCGCCGGCACCGGGGGUCUGCUCCUGCCGCUGAGCGAGAGCGAGCAGCAGCGCUACUCCGAGCUCUUCUCGCGGUGCUGCCCGCCCCCCGAGGUGGCCGCCGGGGGCAGCAGUGUGGGCGAGCUGUUCCGGGCCUCACAGCUGCCCCCGGACACGCUGCACCAGAUUACUGAACUUUGCGGAGCCAAGCGUGUGGGUUAUUUUGGUCCCGCUCAAUUUUAUAUUGCUUUGAAGUUAAUUGCAGCAGCUCAGUCAGGGUUCCCAGUACGGAUUGAGAGCAUUAAGAAUGAAUUGCCCCUGCCACGGUUUAUGGCGCUGAAAAAUGACAGUGAAGCACGUUACGGGACUCCAGCAGAACUCCAUGGAGUUAAAUUUCAGGUUCCACAUGCAACUUUGGAAAAAAAUUCCUACAAAAGAACAGAUGAAGGGGACAAACAGGAACCCAAAUCUCCUCCAAUGUCUCCAAUCUGCUCACCUCCUGCUUCUCCAUCUACUUACCAGAGAAUACCCCUAAGUUACGGAUAUGGUAAAUCAAGAAGUGGUCUGGAGCAGCAGCAUGGAGCUCCUUAUGAAGUCAGACACUCUACUCACCAGCAAGAUGGACCAUCAUCAGGGAAUUAUGGAGCCAAACCUGCACUCACCUGCUCAACUCCAAAUCGGUCUCUUUCAGCAGAGCGGGAGCAGCAGGACAGCAGCACCCACUACUCAGAUGACCCUUGGAGGAUAACAGAGGAGCAGCGAGACUACUAUAUCAACCAGUUCAGGUCCCUGCAGCCUGACCUGAACUCCUUUGUUUCAGGUUCCGUAGCAAAGAAUUUCUUCACAAAAUCAAAGCUGCCCAUCCCAGAGCUUUCUCACAUCUGGGAGCUGAGCGAUGUGGAUUGUGAUGGGGCGCUGACACUCCCUGAGUUUUGUGCUGCUUUCCACCUUGUGGUUGCAAGGAAGAAUGGUUACCAGCUGCCGGAGACACUGCCGGAAACGCUGCUGCCCCAGUACCUCCAAGCAGCUUCUUUGAAGCCCACGCGUGACUGUGCACUAUUUGAUUCUUACUCUGAGUCGUUGCCAGGCGGUCAGCAGACUCGGGACUUCAGUCGGUCAGAGAAGACAUCAGCUGAAGAGGUAGCUGAUAACUCUGCCCUGUUACAAGAGGGAAAGAAAGAUGACAAAGAAGCUGUUAAAGUAAGCACUGCUCUCAAAACGAUACCAAAGGAAUUUCAGCACUUGACUGUGAAAACAGCUGCUCAGGAAUCUAAUGCACUUAAAGCCAGACCACGAUCCAGGUCUUAUUCUAGUACAUCAAUAGAAGAUGCCAUGAAAAAGGGAGAAGAGCCCCCUACUCCACCUCCAAGGCCACAGAAAUCACAUUCCAGAGCUUCCUCUUUGGAUCUGAACAAAAUAUUUCAACAAAACACACAAGCUGUGAGGUCUGGCUGGCUGCCCCCACCACCGCCUGCACUGCCUCCUCGACCUUCUGUGUCUCAGACAGAGCAACCAUCUGAGGUUGAAUUACAUCCUCAGAUGAAUAGACCUCCAGCGCAGGCAGAAGAAAACAUUCCAGCAAAAAAGGAGGUUGUUCUUGCUCAGCCGCCCUCCAAACCCACCCGCAGGAAGCUCCGGGCAGAAGCACAGGGGCUGGAGACCCCUGAGCUUUCUCCCACUAUAAAUGUGACUUCUUCCACGCCAGCAGUCAAGCCUCACCUCCCAGUCCAAAAACAGUCUUCCAAGCAGAAAAGGGCUAUUCAGACUGCUAUACGAAAAAACAAAGAAGCCAAUGCUGUGCUCGCCAGGUUGAACAGUGAGCUCCAGCAGCAGCUGAAGGAGGUUCACAAGGAACGAAUUGCCUUGGAAACGCAGCUGGAGCAGCUUCGUCCUGUCACUGUCUUGUGACUUCCCACACUGCCGUGCAGCAGGAAGAGCAGAGCAUGUGUCCCAGCAGCCUUGCAAGAAGAGGAGCAUGGUGGGGCUGAGCAGGGUUUCUGCCAAGCUGGUGGCAGUGGGGAGGACCGGUUUUUGGGUCUCCCUUCACCCCAUGGCAUGCAGUUGCCUUUGCAGGUGAAGAAGGUACAGAAAAUAAAUAUCUGACUGCUGGAUAUUUCUGAGCGGAGGGAUGCAUUGCCUUUUUUCCUCCCUCUUCCCAGCCUCAUGUGUAAAUGCGGUUUAUCACUGAAAUGAAUAACCUGAGAGUAUUUUAUUUAUGUAAAGAAUUCCUGAUUUAUACGCAUUCUGUGAUCACCUCCUGCCCCGGUCAUUAAGAGGUACAGCAUUACUAGAUUCUUGCUUACAUUUAAAACUCAUUCUCUGAGGUGGGCUAUUGGAUGUUACUGAUUCCUGUAAGAUUGUAUCAUGGUAGAGUUCCUGUGAGUUUAAUGUGCUACCGGAAUAAAACUCAAUAGACAUAGAGUCUUUAUCUGCAAUCACGUCAGAUAAUUAUUUUCUUAGUACUGUUUAUUAUGCAAUCAUGGAUGUAUUUUAAUGUUAGAGAACUUGUAUUUUAUAAGUUCAAAUCAUAUGAGAGAACAGUGAAAAAUAUGAAAAUAUAAUUAUUUUGGAAAUUACAAAAGAAAAAAGUGGGUUUUAAGCUAUAACUGUUUCCUAUCCACUAGUGUUUGAUCACUUGCUUGCAACUGCCAGUGUCUCUGCAUACUUUUAGCAUGUUUGAGAUCACUGCUUUAUAGCUUUUUUCUUCCUUUUUUCUUUUUUUUUUUCUUUUUUUUUUUUUUAACCAAGAGUAUAUUUCUAACAAGAGGUUGAAAAUGCAUUCGGGGCAUUUUAUAAAAGCUGUUGUAUCUACAUUUGUAUUAGUCUGCUUUGUUGUCUUCAUAGCUGCUGAUCUGUUCUAAGGAUGUAUACAAGAACUGUAUUUCCAGAAGAAGAAAGAUAGCAAAAGUGCUAUACAUGAGGUAUAAAAUGUGUGAUGGAAAUAAUUGCCUUCUACAACAGGCUUUCAUUAAGGUUCCUUUGCACCUCGCUGGGGAUGCUACUGAUAGGGUGACGCUGCUAAUGCCCAUUUAUUUUCUAAAUGAAGAAGCAGUGAUUAUUUUUUAAGCUGAUCCAGGGCAAACUGAAUCCCAUGGGGAUUCUUCCAUGGAUGCAGUGGUCCUUGGCUUUGGUCUCAGUUCUGUCAAUGGAAGCUGGCUUACUACUCUUAGAUUGAGUGACUUCAGACAUAACGAUGUCAGCCCUGCUCCCACCAUAUGAUGUGUGCUUCAAUGCAAGAGAAUGUCACUUACCUGUUAUCCAUCUUAAAUGUGAUGCUGCAGGUGUUUCAUGUGCUGUUGUUCAGUGACCUCAUUUAAGUGUACAAGUUUGCCUUGCAGAAACAAUGGCAAGGGUGUUUACUGUUGUUGGUGUGAUGCUUUCUCCCCAUAGCUACAGGAUGGCCCUGGGGCUGAGAGGAAGGAGAAGUGGGUUUGAAGUAGCUGGGUAGCCUUCCUUCAGGGUGUAUCACAGAAUGGCUGCAGUGGGAUAUCAGAGGACUACAAAGCAGCCAAAUGUUUUGUUGAGAGAUAAGACAGACAUCAAUGAGAAUGUUUAAAGUGAUGAGGAAACAGCCUACUCUUGCUGAAAGCGAUACGGAUGUGGGACAUGGAUCCAGAAGUCUGAAGGUGAAAAUAAGCAUUUGCAGAAUUGUUACUGAAAAUCUGUUUUUGUAACAUGUUGGUUUUGAUUCAACUAAACAUCACUAUGCAUCACAAGCAACAGCCAUUUCUCUGGAUUUGGGACUUCUGUGCAGCUGUUGCAUAGCUGGGGUCAGACAGUCAUUCCUGGUCUAUGACAGAAUGUGAGAACCGCAGACUUUUCUGGGAAGCUGCAAAAGAGCUGCUGCCCUCUUGUCAGUAGUGGUACUGUUGAGGAGUUAUCAUUUAUUUCGUAUCUUCAUAACAAUCAUGGAAUCAUAGAAUAGUUAGGAUUGGAAAGGACCUUAAAAUCAUCUUAAGGUGUCCCCAUGGGCAGGGACACGUCGCACUAAACCAUGUCGCCCAAGGCUCUGUCCAGCCUGGCCUUGAACACUGCCAGGGAUGGAGCAUUCACAACUUCCUUGGGCAACCCAUUCCAGUGCCUCACCACCCUCACAGUAAAGAACUUCCUUAUAUCUAACCUGAACUUCCCCUGUUUAAGUUUGAACCCAUUACCCCUUGUCCUACCACUACAGUCCCUAAGGAAGAGUCCCUCCCCAGCAUCGUUAUAGACCCCUUCAGAUACUGGAAGGCUGCUAUGAGGUCUCCACGCAGCCUUCUCUUCUCCAGGCUGAACAGCCCCAACCUUCUCAGCCUGUCUUCAUACGGGCGGUGCUCCAGCCCUCUUAUCUUCGUGGCCCUCCUCUGGACUUGCUCCAACAGUUCCAUGUCCUUCUUAUGUUGAGGACACCAGAACUGUGCACAAUACUCCAAGUGAGGUCUCACGAGAGCAGAGUAGAGAGGCAGGAUCACCUCCUUUGACCUGCUGGUCACGUUUCAUUCCUGAGUUUUUAAUGAGGUUAAGUGCUCACUCCGUUUGCUUUCUAGCUCUUACAUUGUCAUUUGGUUAAUAAGCCCCUACUAUUCAAUAGGAAAAAAUCAUGUGGCAUGUUUGUUUUUUCUCCUAUGGGUGAUUUUUUAAGGAAAGCUUUUCCAUUAUUACAAAGAACUGUGCACCUUGCAUUUUUAAGGCAGUGGAGGACUUUUUCAUGUUUCGUAAGAACAUCCUUUAGAAUAAUCCUCCAUUUAUUUCACUUGUGUUAUUCAUGGAAUAGACACUGUUCAAAGGAAGAGUGGAAAAGUCUGCUUUAUAUGUCUUUUUCAAAUGUCUCCCUUCAAAUAAUACAGGGGCUUAGGGUUUUCUUGUCCACUGGAAAUUAGGAUACCUGGUUAGCCAACAAUGAAAUAUUUGCUCAGUUGUUAUUCUACCACAGGACUUAACACAUUAAAAAUUUUAAAUAUCCCUGCAUUUUUGCAUUCAAAUGUCUCACGCAGCUUCAAGGCCUAGAGUGAGCUAAUUUGUAUUCUCUUUGGUGAAAUGUUGGCUAUGAUGAUGAUAUACUACUUCACAGAGAGAGUAAAGCACAAUAUUCAAGCAGAAAUGUUGGUGGGUUAUACAUACAAUGUGGGAAGUUACUCCUUCUGUAUGUCUCUGUACUUAAGCAUUUAUGAUAACCCAUGCAAAAUGAGAAAGUGUGUCUGGUUUUGGGAGGCUGUUAGCAUUUCGAGAGGGAGAGGAAGGCACUGUGAAGCUAUAGACAGUGCUUCUGGCAGUUGCUCCAUGCAGCCACAGUCAUGGCUACUAUGAACAGACCCUGGCUGGUCUGUUCACAUAUGAAUCCAGUUUCACAGAUUCUCUCAAAAAAUAUUUUUCCUUUGGAAGAAUGUGGGUACAGCAAAAUGAUCGCUUCUUGCAGAAACCUUUACUUUCUGAAACGCUGGAUUGGAGAUGCUCCUAGACCCAAACAGACCAUCUGGUCAGAAAGGGAGAACUUCACAAGCAGUUUGCCAGUGUUCAGAGGACUUUCUUGAGCUACAUGAGAGCAGUUAACUUCAAGCCCCUGACAUACCUGACCCAGGACAGCAACUAGGAUCUGCCUGACCAAGGAAUGAGAGCACCUUCCCACAAGUGAGGUCUCACUCUUCUUACUUCCUGGUUUCUGUAGGUACUUCUGCAGGACAAAACAUGCCCAGCAAGAGAGGAUAACUGGUAACAGGAGCUGGAGCACAACUUCCCUGCAUCUGAGAGGAUGUGCUGACCAUGAACCUGGGGCCCCUUCUAAAUCUUCGUUUUCCUGCAGCUGUUCUGGUUUGGACAAUUAAGUAUUUUUGUCUGCAGGACAAGACUAGGCAGAACAGAUAAGGGUCUUCCUCAGUGUGUGUGUAAGUGUGUACUCACAUGUCUUCCUUUUGAUGAGGCAUUUCUUUAUGGAUCUGUUAAUGUUCAUAUCACCUGAUAUCUUUCUAUGAAAUACUUGUUUCAGUACAUGGUAAUUCUGCGGUGAAAAAAGAAAAAUUCCCAUCUAAGUGUAGUGACUGGUUGCCUCUGUAGAUCAAGCCAUUUUUAUUUGAGCCUUUAAAUAUAAAUAAUGACCUGGUAAUUAAGCAAGCAGCUUCCACAUUCAUUUCAGAGGCAUUCCUUUAAACAAAUUGCCUGUGAACAAACAUUAAUCCUUAAUGAUCAAUGUCCUCCUUCUAGUUAUUAAUUUUAUAGUAGGAUGCAGUGGAAACAUUACCACCUCUUUCCAGACAGUUCUCAGUUCUUUCUUCCAGAGAAUUUUGGUGACGUAGCAAAAUGUCAGUGAUUAGUGGAUUCAGCCCUGUUACUGGUAAGUUGGUGAAUAUCCUUUUUAACUCAAAAGAUUAUCUCCAAACUGUUUUCACGUGUAUGGCAGUAGUUUUGCUGCUGAGAAUUUUGUAUCCAUGUUGGAGAGAGGAACUUGCUUCAGCUAUCAUCCAUACAGUCCCAGCUUGAUACUGCCAGGGCUAACCAGCAUGGGGUGGUGGCAGCUUGCACAGUAAAAUGACCCGAGUGGGAUGGUUGGGACUUUGAACCCUUCCCAGGAAGCAUUUAGGAUGGGCAUGAUAGGAAAAUUGCCAUUUGGUGAUGUAUAAGCUGCUUUCCUCUCAAUUGAACUUCAGAUCAGGAAGAAAGAGAGCCUGUAAAAGUUGCGAGUCAGGGAAUGAGGGGUGUCCAUUUUCCAGGACCAUCAGCCCUUCGGCUUUCAGCACACACAGUUCUUGACAAGAAAAUACACAGGCUCAUGAAGCCACAUAUUUUAUUGACUAAAGAGUAAAAGUAUUUUUUCAGGAAAAGAAGUGAUGUAGUACCUUCGAGAAGAGAUGAUGUAUUCUCAAGCUUUUUUUCAGUUAUCUUCAUGAUAAUGUGCUAUGAACAUACGCAUUACAUUUUACUCUGUUACUGAUUUUUUUUAUAUAAAAAAUCAUAUUGCAAGCAUUAUCGCUGUUAAUCUAAAAAGAAAAAAUACCCUGAGGCUAGUAUAUAUUUGAAUUUUAACUUAUAAAGUAGAUAUCCAGAUUUAAGCAAUUUGUUUUCACAGCUGCAGGCUGUCCACGUGGUAAGCUGCAAAAUGUAUAGUGUUCUCUACUAUGCCCAUCUAAUUUUGGAAAAUGUAUGUGAUACGGAGCUGGGUGCUACAUUAAAAUAAAAGCGUCCAAUAACUUCAA
This is a messenger RNA of Strigops habroptila (Kakapo), 7229 nucleotides long. It is a transcript of the gene REPS2, whose product is annotated as RALBP1 associated Eps domain containing 2. The transcript has 18 exons. Gene Ontology annotation, molecular function: calcium ion binding; protein binding. Gene Ontology annotation, biological process: endosomal transport; endocytosis. Lineage: Eukaryota; Metazoa; Chordata; Aves; Psittaciformes; Psittacidae. Gene Ontology annotation, cellular component: plasma membrane; cytoplasm. The record is from RefSeq and is a predicted model, not a curated record. Bases 40 to 1971 code for a protein of 643 amino acids.